GUUGCCAGUUGCUAGUGGCAAGUUGGCAACUGUGCAUAAUAAUACCAAUUGCAAUCGCAGUGUAGCUGGCAGCAAUUAACAAUUUUUAACCUUGUUGUGCAUGAUGCAUGUGGCUGAGAGAGCACUCCGAUCAUCUCAUGAUCCGCCGGUGACGAUGAUGAUGACGAUCAUGGUGAUGCUGGCGCAUAAAAAGCUGCUAAAUGUUUUCGAGUGCUCUUCUAUUUCGCAAUUAAAUCGAUUUCAGUUUCGAAGCAUUCCGUGUUUGCAAAUGCGAGACAUCAUCGACCCCAAUUUGCAUAAUCGAUGGCUGAUUGCAGCGGCUGUCGUUAGCCAUUAUUAAUUAUGAAAGUGUUAUUCGACUUUCAGUGAUGGCCAGACAGCGACUAUCUUAAUUUAUAGAUCGUUACUGCAAUCCGAUAUUCUCGUUAGCAUUUAGCUACGAGAUGGUUUCACGAAGCUACGACUUCAAAUGGAUUGCUCAUUUCGCAAGUGCCUUUUCCAUAAUCUGAAAUGGCGUUCAGCACUCUGGCCGUUUAAUUACUCAUUUAAAAUGAACACAAGUUCCCCAAGAGCUGGCUCAAAUACCUCGCAUAACAUUAACCCUGUUACCCGCAGCAACUCCACUUGCAGCAGCAGCAUCACAAGUGCAAUCAGAGGAGCGUGACUUCGUUGUUUGAUUGUUGCUGCAAAAGUGAAGGUUGCAAACGCUGGAAAGGCGACAAUUAAUGCUCUGAUAAAGCCAGAGAAAGAUGCAACACGAGCAGCAGCCGUGGAUGCACCAACUGCAGCCGCAGCAACAUGCGACAGCAGCAAUUUCCAGCUGCAAGUGCCACAACUGCCACAGUCGCCGCGCGAAUUUCCGUUAAUAAUGUUGUCAAAGCGUUCCGAUGCGUUGAUAAGCGCUUUCGUUUUGACGCUCUAUUAUGUGGGCGUGGCCGACGGGAACAACGCAGCGGACUUUGUGACAAUGGGCGAUCUGCGGAGGAGUAGGCGUGCCCAGUCGCAUUUCUCUCGUCCCGGUGGCAUGAUAAUGGAGGGCAUUGGAUUCCAGUACAGCAUGCGAUAUCAGCCGGGCUUCCACCUCCACAAGUUGGCCCAGCAGCAGGCGGAGGAUGGAGGAAUGGGCGGCAUGGAAAAUCCACCUGCGACGGAAGCCCCAAUGCCCAUGCCCACUCCCGGUACACCGCCGCCUGAUCCACCGCCCCCAGAGCCGCAGGAACCGGAGCCCACGAUACCCAUGCGUCCCACAACCAUUCCAGUAGAGGAACCUUCAGGAGUGCAACCCACGAUGAUGAUGCCCACUCCGAGUGCUUCGCCAGGGAUGCAGCCCAGCCCCAAGCCGAGGCCCACUGGGAAGCCCUCGCCGAGUCCGCCAGUGCCGACGCCACCAUCCAGCACCAAGAGCUCCAUAAUGCAGCCCCACCAGACGCUGAAGAACAUCCUCUUCGGCUCGCCCAUCGAGGCGAAUCUCAUCCUGAAAAAACCCAAUGCUCCGCGCUCGAAGGGCAAGGGCUUCCUCAGCCUGUUCGAGGUGAUCAAGUUCCCCAACACCAAGUGCAGCGUGUCCAUGGGCGACAUCCGGAGCAUGGAGGGCGUCUGCUACCACGAGUUCGAGUGCAAGAGCCUCGGGGGGAUUCCCACCGAGAGCUGUGCCGAGGGCGUGGGCGUCUGCUGUGUGUUCGUCAAUGGAUGCGGCGAUGUCACCAGCCAGCAGAUCCUCUACUUCGAGAGCCCCAACUAUCCAAAUGCUGUGCGGGAAAUGAUGAUCUGCGUCCUAAUCAUCAACGUGAAGCAGGGAGUGCAGCAAUUGAGACUGGAUUUCCAGAUGUUCGAGCUAAGUCGCCCCAGCAAUGGUGACUGUGUGGACGAUCAAUUUAUAGUCUCCGGCCACAAUACCAACUUCCAGAUACCCAUUCUGUGUGGCAUCAACACGGGCCAGCAUAUUUAUAUCCAUGUUGGCGACUCGAACGAGGGCAAAGUGUAUCUAUCGGUUUUCAUGAAGGUCUCGGGAGGCGGACGUUCCUUCAACAUAAAAGUCACUCAGGUGGACGACGAGCUGGCCCCCAAUAAUUGCCUGCAAUAUUUCCCCGAGGCCGAGGGCGUAAUAAAAUCGUUCAACUAUGAUACAGAUGGUUCAAUCGUGGACAACCGAGAGGCUACUUAUUUUAACAAUUUGAACUAUGCCAUAUGCCUGUCCCGAUUGAAGAACGUGUGCAGUGUGGCGUAUAAUACGGAACAACUUGGAGGUGAUCAGCCCGACUUCCAAAUCAUCAACAAAGAUGAAGCCGAGAACGACUUGGUCUCCGAUGGGCAGGCGGGCGCUGGCAUCUUCAACUGUCCGGACGACUUCAUAGCCAUCAACUCCGUUCCCCUGUGCGGGGAGCGGUUCAACGACGGCCGGGAGAGCGACGACUAUACCAUCCACGCCACCGUCAGGGAUACCGCGGCGGGUCCCAUCAUCCUGCCCUUCCGAACCGAUGCCGAGUAUGUGGGUCGCGGCUUUCGCCUGCUCUACAGACAGGAGCUGUGUGCCUGAGAUCCCACUGCGAUGUGCAUGUCGAGCACUGGUUCACAAGAUGCAUGUGUUCCGCAGUCAGAUGUUCCGUGGCCAGAUGCUUGGCUGCACGGCGGGAAAACUGCCUUACUUAUUGGUUUUUCAGCUCCUGUAAGAUAACU
This is a messenger RNA of Drosophila erecta, 2676 nucleotides long. RefSeq lists its product as uncharacterized. NCBI's taxonomy places the organism in Eukaryota, Metazoa, Arthropoda, Insecta, Diptera, Drosophilidae. The transcript is spliced from 7 exons. The record is from RefSeq and is a predicted model, not a curated record. Bases 869 to 2536 code for a protein of 555 amino acids.